Monopterus albus (swamp eel) is the source of this 5958-nucleotide messenger RNA. Its product is annotated as biorientation of chromosomes in cell division protein 1-like 1. The record is from RefSeq and is a predicted model, not a curated record. NCBI's taxonomy places the organism in Eukaryota, Metazoa, Chordata, Actinopteri, Synbranchiformes, Synbranchidae. The transcript has 24 exons. Bases 82 to 3843 code for a protein of 1253 amino acids.
CAUGCUGCAUCGUGACCUUUGUUCUUUCAGGCAAAGGAUAAAGAGGAAAGGCUGCUGAAGAGACAGCAGAACAGGGAGCGAAUGGAAGAGAAGCGCAAACAGAAAGCAGAGCAGACUCAAGAACAAGACUUGAUUUCCUAUGCAGAGCACAAAAAACAAAAGUGUGGAGACAUUGCUGGAGGACUGGAGGGCCCUAGGGCCAAAGAGGCUCGCAAAGAAAGGAAAGUUUUAGAGAAAAAAAUGGCUCUCAACAGGAAGAGAAAACUAGACUCAAGGAUACAGGCUGAUGUUUCAAGCAAGAAGAAAGGAGAUACAGGAGGAGAGGGAUCCAAGAAAGUGGAAGUGAAAUCUGCCAGUUCAAAGGCUCCAUUACCAAAACUGUUUAGAAAUCUGUCAGAAUCAGCAUCGUUUGAUGAGAGGCACAGAAGGAUGAGUGGCAGUGUGUCAGAAGAUACUGGUGAAACCAAAAAGCUGUCUGACAAAGGCUGGACACACUCCUUCAUCCUGGACUUGGAACAAGGUUCCCAAGAGGCUCUGAAACAACGUUCAGUUGGAAAAUUUGACCGGCUGACCCGCAAAGAACUUCAUACUAAAGAACGCAAAGACAAAGAACGCAGUCUGUCUGAUGAACGUGCAAAACUCAAACAAAAGCAGGAGAAGAAAUCUGAACACCAGGUUGAUGAAUCUCAGCAGAGGGAAGGUGUGAAAUUGUCUUCUGAAGAGAAAGGUGAGAAGAAGCCUAAGAUUAAAAGUGAGAGGAAAAUGAUGGGAAACACAAGAGACGGAAAGGUGUCUGUGUCUGAAGUUGUUGCUGACGAGGGUCCUAAAGAUGCCAAGAAGGUAAAAGCUCCAUCCACUGAGGCUGCUAAAGCAGAGGACAAGGAGAAAGAAAAGGACAAAAUGAGGGAUAAAGAUAAGAGCAAAGAUAAAGAAAAGGCCAAAGGGGAGAAAACUUCAGCUAAAAGUGAUUUCAAGCAGCUGCCUCGCCCAGACUCCGCUGGUUCCUCUGAGGAUCGGUCUGACAUGGAGCCUGGGUCUGACAGCAGCAAGAAGAAAGAUAAACAACAUGGCAAAGAAGUCCUGAAGAGGUCAAAGAGCCAGACUGAGGACAAGCAAGGAGGAGAAAAGCCCAAAUCUAAAAUGGAUAGUAAAGACAGCGAGAAGGAGAAAACUAAAGCAGAUCAAGACAGCCAGAAACCAAACAAGUCCACAUCUGAAGCAGACAAAGAUCCAAAGAGGGUUAAACCAACAGAAAAAGGAAGAAUUGUGGAAAAAUCUAAAUCUAAAUCCAAAGAGGAAACAAAGACUGACAAGAGAGUUCAGAGCUCAGAAGUCAGAAGUGCAGGUGGUGCAUCUAUCAGCAAACCUGAGACAAAGGAGAAAAAAAAAGAGGGAAAUGCAAAGGAACAGUGGAAGGUUUCCGAAGACUUUUCACAUGAGAAAUCAGAAAUUAAGAGUGCAAAGAAAAAACUAGAGAAGAAGGAUAAAGUCCCAGAAAAGAAAGGCGAUAGCCAAGAAGAGAAGAAACCACCCAGAGAAGACAAAUUGGAAAAGUCUGAUAAAUCUUCAAAGUCUCCAGUCGUAUCUCUGAGUCUUGAGGCAGAUGAGCCACCUAAGAAACCAUCUGUUCUCCAGGACACGAGCGCAGACUCUGAUCUCGUCACCACCUCAUUCUCAGACGACACCUGUGAUGCCUUGAAUGACAUCACCCCUGAGCCACCCGAAGGUGAGACAAUGUCACGACUCAGCGAGAUGCCAGUUGUGCCGGCUGAGGCGGAUGCUCUACUGACUCUUAUGGAUGUUUGCACCUCAGCAGAGGCGAGACUUCCACCUGAGGCCAUUCAAGGGGAUGUGUCUGUUGCGAUGGCGCUUCAUGAUGCCGAUAUGAAGAUGAAAGAGGCAGCUCUGACUCUGCUCUCUAUGGACCCAGACAGCACAGUGUCCUCCAGCUUAAUCAGUCCAGACAAAAGGGAAGAACCAGAAGUGAAUCCACCCACCCCACAACUGAUGGAAACAACUGCAGCUGAAGAAGAAGAAGAAAAAGAAGAGCAGCAUCUUCGUUUGGAUGUGCAGACAGCUGCUGAAACUGAGUUCCCAGCUACCGAGUCGUCGCCACUUGCACCUAAACCAACUGCUGAGCUUGGUGAUGAAAAACCAAACACUGCAGAAGAGUCUCAAAGGUCAGAGAGAGAAAUGGACAUGUCAGCGUUUGAAAGUACAGGGGUGAUUGCACCACAGGAGGUUGACACUCCCUUAAAUGAAUGCCAGGAUUCUUUGAAUGAGAAUGAAACCAAAAAGGCAGAACUUCCCCCCAAAACACAGCCUGAUGACAAACUGGUACCACCAGCAGCUGACAAAGAAGCUGCAGCUGGACCAGAAGAGGUCGGAGAGACAACAGUAGCCAUCGUCUCAAAUACCACUGACCAAGUCUCAGAAAUGUCCAGCAAACAAGAACAAAUGGACCCAGAUGUUUCAGACACAAAGACAGUCCCCGAGGCAGAGGAAGUGGUCGCUGAGGAGACCCAGACCAACGUGGAUGCAAAUGAUGAAGCUGAGAGCAAGACAGUAGAAGAAACUGUCACAGCAGAAAAGAGUGACCCACAAAGUAUGGAAACCAGUGUUUCAGACCAGACUGAGGAGGUCGGAGAAGGUGAACCUGAGAGUCGGCCCAAAAUAGUGAAACAAAUCAGUAACGUCUCCAGCACAGACAGCCAGGAAGAUGAGAAGGGAUCAGACCUGUCAGAAAAAGAAGAAAAGACAGAGGGAAGAGAAAGACGAAAACGAAAGCUGUCCAGUCAAAAUGUUAUAGCAUUGAAAGAAUCUGGUGAUCAGCAUGAAGAGAAGGAAAGUAAAGAGCAGCCACCUGCUGAGGAAACUGAGAAGGCUGCUGAAGUCAAAACACCACGCAGGGGACGGUCAUCCAAAACCAUCAAGGAGGGGGAGAAGGACCAACCCAACGAACCUGAGAAACUGGAGGAGACUCCGAGCCGCAGGAGAAGAUGCUCAGGAGCUGCAGCCAAAGAAGCCACUGCUGAUAAUCAGGACAACGAUGAGAUUAAAGAAGAGGAGAAAACUGAUGAAGCUUCAUCAGAGAAAGAGCGAACAGAAGAAGAAGGUGCACCCAUGAAAAGUGGUCGACGAGGAAGUCAGGUCAAUGUGCCGACUCCAGUUCCAGAGGAAACUGAAGCUGCAGGAAGCUCUGACUCCAGCGAGACAGCUGGCGCACGUAAACCAGCAGUGAAGAGAAAGAGGUUGGAGGAAACAGAGGAAUCCUUGGAGGAAACCCAAGCUGUUAAGGAGGUGAAAGAAUACAACGCUCAACAGGAACAAAGUGAGCAACAGCCUGAAAAAGACAGCGGUGGUUCUCCUUUGCUGAGCCAGAGGGAUGAGGGACAAGAGGAGGUCAAAGAGGAGAGCUGCAACAAGAAGAAAGCAGAAGAUACUGAGGAGGAGCAACAACUAGAGGACCAAGAGAUGACUCCAAAGAGAGGUGCUCGGAGGGGGCGGCCCUCAAAGGCAGCUGCAGCCACAGACAACUCGGAUAAAAAGGUAGAAGAAAAAGAAAUUGCGCAGAAUGAUGAGGAGGAGGAGGAUGGUGAGAAAGAGGAUGAAGAAAAGGAAAUGGCAACCAGAGCUACCACACGGUCAGCAGCUCGCCUGGAGGCUGAAAGAAACAAGCCAAGUAAACCAUCCACCCGGGCAAGUCGACAGAGUGGUAAAGAGGAGACCGCAGCUGGCGCACGCGGGACGAGGGGCCGUAAGCGUGAGCUCAGCCCUCCUGCGGUGCGAAUGCGGGGAGGACAGAAAUCAGAGGAGCCCCCUCCUAAGAGAGUCAAGCGCUAAACCCUCCAACUGUGGCGGACCUUUUGCCCCAUCAGUGGUGUUUUUUGUUUUUCUGCAGUCCAUAUUCAAGUCAGUUUUGUUACGGGUCAGAGCGCCUUGACACUCGGUUUGCACGUAAAGCUGUUCCUGCUUCAUUUAAUGUAGAUAUUGAAAAGCUCUGGAUAGUAUUAGAUACUUCUCUCAUGGUGGAGCGUAAAGUUGAGUAGGAAUCCCUCCAAAUACCUUCUGCUACACUGUGCCCAUAUGGUUUGGAUCAGACUUCAUCAACCCUCAGCUUACUCAGUAAUGGCCAGUGAACCAGAGCUUCUCAGGCCAAUCACAGGACUAAUGUGCAGCCGAGUCGAGCUUUGAGAUAAAGAGGGUGAGCUGAAAUUACUGGUCAUUCGGUCAGAGGCCAGAUGUGACACCGACAUCACGCGUUACCUCUGAGUUGUACAUAGUUUAAUGAUUGAAUAUUCAUUCUGUGAAUGAACGGCCUUUCCCUCCCACAUUUUUUUAUGUUUUUGUUUUUAUAUGUGAUACUCAGAAGGUAAGGGAAGUUUUCUCUCUAGUGAAAUAACAGCAGUAUUAGUCACGUGGAGAAGUUACUAAAAACUGAAUUUUCUUCACGUAUUUGUAACGGCACUCGCUGCAGACAGUACAGUUUCUUAUGGCAGUAAUCUUUGUACUGAGUUAACUGUGGAUCACACAGUGUUGCUGUUGGAUACUCUUCCUUCUUUCAUUGUUUCAAAAGCAAAAAUAAACCACUUCAGUUUCUUACUUGUGGCUUACAAUUAUCAUUUCUAAUUUAGCAUUUAUUCUGUAAACAAGGCAUUUCUCUCCACUUUUAAAUUCAUUCUAGCUCUAUAAUCAAAUCAAAGCACAGAAAAUCGGUCUGUUUUCUUAAACAUUUUGACAACUUGCUGUUAAUUCAUAUUAAACUUAAUAUCUACAUCCAGAAUAUACUCACAUUCUAGUUUUUGUCGUUUCCUUUUUGGGAGAAGCCAGCUGUACAUCUGUUAAAGGAAAACCAAACAGCUGCUUCUGGAAGCUGAAGCAUUUGGUUAUGAAAAGGUAUUGCACACAACAGAGUUUAGAUUUGUAUUAUCGCUGUUAUUACGUCUCCUCUGUUUCCUAAAUGGGUGUUCUGUCUGUAAUAUGUAAAUGGCCACAGACAUUAACCAGGGAAUGGGAGAGGACAUUCCUGCCUGCUAAUGGGGGAUAAAUCUGACAAACUCAGAAUAACAUGUUCCAUCACUUACAUGUUAGGAGGCUUUAAUCACUGCGCCUGAAUUUACAGGAUCCAAAAAGUAGGGCGAGAGAUUACGGAGAGCCCGAGUUCUCUGGUUGAAGGUUUCAAUCCUUUUUUUUUUUUUUGAUAAACUUAGUUCCUUAAAGGUGUACCUCUCAAGUAUUUCCUGGUGCUGCAAUCCAAACCUUAUAAUAUUAGCCCAAUAAGUCUCAUUUAAAGGUUUGGAUCAGCUUUCGUUCACCCACCAGGUCUGGCAGAGAAACAGCGCUGCUUUCACUCACUGAUGCCAUUGGAGUGACUUGACACGUCAUUUUACUUUAGUCAUUUACAGUGUGCUCCAGAUCAUUUUUGAAUUUGCCAACAGGUUUCUGCUGCUGAGGCACGGUAGACAAAUCUAUAGGCAACAGCUUUUAUGUAUGAGAGGGAGGACUGCUUAGUUAUUGCUUAGUUGGCUGUUUAGUUUUCAGCUCAGCAGGUAAAAUACUGCUUUUAGGAGUUUUCAGUUGUACUGGGAGGUUGUUUUUUUUUUUUCCAAGUGACAAUUGUGCCCUGUCUGCUCAUUUGUACUAAUUUACUAAAACAUGAUGUGUUGAACAAGUCAAAGUUUCCUGCUACACUGUGCUUGUAACAAUUUCUGUUCCACGUUUAUUCAUCUAAAGCUUUUUGACUCUCUUGCCCUCAUCAGGAUGGUGUCUGAAUCAUGACAUGUAGUUUCAGAAAUGCAGUAUUUAAUUCUAGUAGAUAUCAUAAAUGGCAAACAUACUGUAUUACAACCAACUUUUGGUUAAAAUGUUUUUUAACAAAGACAGUGCUAACUUGUUCACUCUUUUUUUAAUUCAGCAACCUUUCGACUCAGAAAUGAGUUGGGACACUCCAUAAACAAA